Messenger RNA from Salvia hispanica, 987 nucleotides. Its product is annotated as protein FAR1-RELATED SEQUENCE 5-like. The record is from RefSeq and is a predicted model, not a curated record. Lineage: Eukaryota; Viridiplantae; Streptophyta; Magnoliopsida; Lamiales; Lamiaceae. Gene Ontology annotation, biological process: regulation of DNA-templated transcription. Gene Ontology annotation, molecular function: zinc ion binding.
AUGAUUAGGACCACCUCGAUAUCUGAGUCGGAGAACAGCUUCUACAAAAACUUUUUGAAGCCACGCAACAAUAUUGCCGAAUUCUACUUGAAUUUCAACCAAGCUUUGGAAUUUCAGCGGGAUAGUAGAACAAAGUUGGACUACCAAGACGCUAAUGCCUUGCCUAUAUUGGCCACUACCUUGCCGUUUGAGAAACAUGCUUCAACGAUGUACACAGAUAGUAUGUUCAAGAAAAUACAAGAGGAAAUUGUUGAGGGUAAUGACAAAUGCCGCGUGUUGGGGUUCUCCUCUGAAGACCUGGUCGACACCUACAAACUUGGGGACAGCCUUCGCAAUUCUUACUUUGUUAGACAUGAUAAGAGUGACGCGUCAUACUCUUGCGAUUGCAAACUUUUCGGUAGGCAGGGAUAUCUGUGCAGUCAUAUCUUCUUUUUGUUCAGGAACAAUGAAGUGAAAAAGAUUCCGGAUCAAUACUGCGCAAGUAGAUGGAUGAAGACUCCGUUAGCCAAGGCUGUCCAUGGUCAGUUUGAUGACACUCUACCUACCAAGUCCAUCGUUGAUGAAAAGCAAAACGUUUCAAAGCAAGGGAUCUCACUAUUCUAUGGUUUUCUUCGUCGAUUUGAGACGGACAUUGAUGUGCUUCGUGCAUUCGUAGGUGGACUGGAGGAACUUGGUAAUUCACUUCAAGCUGGAACUCCUACAACAUCCGCCUCUGAGAAGAGGCGAAUGAUUGAACAGUUUUAUGGAAUGGAAAGGCCGGAAGUCGUUGAGGUCCAUCCUCCGGAUGUUGUAAAGACAAAGGGCCACGCGAGCAGUUCCGCAAGCCGUCUGAUUUCCAAGAGAGAAAAAGCUAUCAAGGACGCUACUAGGCCCCUUAGACGGUGUAAGGCAUGCGAUGAGUUGGGCCAUCACGACUCCAAAAAUUGUCCAAUGCUUAAACAGCUGGAAAAAGAGAAGGAGCAGCAUAAGGGAAAGAGGAAAUGUUGA